This is a messenger RNA of Ctenopharyngodon idella (grass carp), 3751 nucleotides long. RefSeq lists its product as uncharacterized. Gene Ontology annotation, biological process: T cell activation; positive regulation of ERK1 and ERK2 cascade; interleukin-15-mediated signaling pathway. Bases 232 to 1173 code for a protein of 313 amino acids. The record is from RefSeq and is a predicted model, not a curated record. Lineage: Eukaryota; Metazoa; Chordata; Actinopteri; Cypriniformes; Xenocyprididae. Gene Ontology annotation, cellular component: membrane raft; external side of plasma membrane. Gene Ontology annotation, molecular function: MHC class II protein binding; protein tyrosine kinase binding. The transcript is spliced from 7 exons.
AUCAACCAUGAGUUGCUCUUCAGGAACUCUUCCUAUUACAGUAGAAGUAUACUGUACAUUACUCCAUUAUGCAUUGACAUCGUGACACUACUGUAAAUAGCAACUCUAAACCAGAAUUUAAGCACUCGGUUGGUCAGAUCAGAGGAAGUUCACAACCACAGGAGGAGCUGAUGAUGAUUAAAGGAGGAGCUGUAACUAUAUAAUGAAGAGAGAGACUGACAGAAACAGAAAAUGGCUGAUAAGUGUGAUCUGUGUCUGCUGGGACUGAUCAUUCUCUCUUCACUUCUCACAGGUACCAGUGGAUUGAAUGAUGCUCAUGUGUUCAACAGCUCUGGUGAAAAUGAAACUGUCCGUCUGCCCUGUAAUAAUGCUCUUUCUGACUGUAAAUCAACUACAUGGAUCUACAGCAGACAUUCAGCAGCAGUUGAACUGAUUGGUUUAGGGAUAAAGAAGAAAGACACAGAGAGACAUGAGAGACUGAGUCUGGGGUCUGACUGCUCUCUGAACAUCAAGAACAUCACAGAAGAAGAUUAUGGAUUAUACAUCUGCAGACAAUAUGUGAAUGACAAACAACCGGCAACUGAUGCACGUGUUUUUCUGCAUAUUCUUCAUGUGUCUCCAUCAUCAUCAUCAUCCUCACAGACUGAGAUCAGUCCAGGUCGCUCUGUGUCUCUGUCCUGUCAGUUGUAUUCUAGAUUCUCCUGUGAUUCUGAGGGACUUCAGCUGUUGUGGGUGAAUCAGGCUGGUGUUGAUCUGACGACAGACUCCAGAUAUCAGAUAUUAUUCUCAUCAGAUCACUGUAUCAUCAAUCUGACUACAACACUCCUGAAUGAAGAUGACAACAGAGAGUGGAGAUGUCAGCUUACUCUCAGAAAUCAACUCCAGACCUCAGUCAGAUACACUGUCAAGUAUUCAGUCAGCAGCUCAAACUCUGAGAAGAAAUCAAGCCAAACUACAGCAGCAGCUCCUACACAAGAUCCAGCUGACACAGCAUCAGAAACUGAAGUCAGUGUGACUGCUGGAUCAUUAUUCAGAGUGAUUGUGAUUAUUGUUGAGAUGGCAGUGUUUGCUGCUCCUACUGUGAUUCUUCUUCAGAUCAUCUGUGCAAGAAGAGCUGGGAGGAAGGACUCGCAGCACCCAGAGGAAAUAGAGAUGCCUACAAUAUUACAAUAAAAUACUGCUGAGUUUGGAGACAAUCUGAAACAAGAUUUAAAACAGCAGAAACUCACAGAGGAUUGUUCAUCGUUUGAUUUUCUUCUUCUCAGAAAACAGAGAAAAAACUCCCUGAAGAAAUAGUGACGCCAUCAAGUUUAGAUUCAAAUAUCUUUUACGAAUAAAAGGCCAGAUUUAUGUUCAUUUAUAUGGUUUAUGGAUAUUUUCCUACAGUGUUGAAUGUCAUUUUCUUGUGGUUCAUAUAUAAACUGCUUUAUAAUAUUAAUACAGUAAUGGACAGACUGUUUGUAAAAUCCUCUCUCUGUUCUGUGUGAUGAAGAUGAUUUGGUGAUUCUCAUAUCUUGUCUUUUCAUUCCUGUUUUUAGCAUCUUUGUUCAUUUUGAAUGAUUUCUACUAAUUUUCUUAAUUAAACCUCUGUAAUUGUUUAAUAUGUCUCCUUUCCUGAGAUGUUUGUCACAAAUAUGGUGAUUCAUGAGCUUGUAAUGUGAGGAUGAACAGCAGCAAAGAUAAACUAAUAGUGAAAUGAUUCAUUCAUGUUCAUAAUAAUUCAUAUAACUUUAUUCUGGUUAGUUCAGAAAUCCACUUUGAUAAACUAAUGACUUUAACACACUUCAUCUUCUCUCACAGCCGGUCACAAGAGCACAGUUAUUGGUUUAGACUUAUAAACUGAAAAGAUAGAGUUGAAUGUCAUGCAGCACUUAAAGAAAGAAGAGGAAGUGACAUCAGAAUGAUUGAGUGUAAACUGGUUCAGAGAUGAUCACUGAAACUAACUGAGUUCAGAGUAACAUGUUUCUAAAGCUCAACAGUGAGAUCACAGCUCUGAAAACACUACAACUGAUACAACUGCCAUUUUGUUUGCGUUCUGUGUCGGUGACGUCAAAUGGUUGCUCUCGGUGAUCUACUGACACUGUCAUAUUGCUAUUUUUAAUGCAACGCAAUUCUGAAUAUAAUAUACGAUGCCACAUUGUGCAGCUUUUGGUUGUAAUUUUCAGUCGAUGAGCCACAAGAGAAGCGAUGUCAGUCUUCACUGCUUUACUAGUGAUAAGAGGAGAAAAGAAUGGGAAGUUGUUUUGAAUGUGGACGAAUAAAACUUCCUAACUGUGUAGGGUUGGGUAUCGAGAACCGGUUCCAUUUUAGAACCGGUUCCAAAUUUCAAAGAACCAGGGAUUUGAUACGAUGCGCGCAUUUCGAUUCUGUUUAUCGAUUCCUGACUUUUUUCAGUCAUUCUCGCACAGUGAACGGCAGUGAGCAUUUUACAGUUGUAUCUAUCUGCUAGGACCUGCGACAAGGACCUUACGAUCGGCACUGACUUUUGCUUCAACACAGCAUUAAUCUGAAGGAAUGCAUCGUGUUUAAGGGGCCGUUCACAUGUCGCGUCUAAAAACACGUGGAAAGCGUGGCCGCGCCGCUUUCUCCUCCUUCACAAAGCGAUUUCGCUCCCGUGGCGUCUGUCGUUGCUAUGCAACCAUGAACUGCGCUCUGCACGAUGACGAGGAAGUAUCAGCAAAGGAUUAAUUGAUUUAUAGCCCUUGCAUUAGCUUUACUACUAGAUAUAUUUAUGGAGAUGAGAAAUAAAACCCAGCUGAGCUUUUGAUGUUGUUACGGAAAGGCCGAAGCUGAUCGGUUGAUUCUUGUCACAUGACCUGCGGUGCGCUUCAUUCUGAAAAGCAUAUAGGCAUGCCUGGAAACAUUUGAAACAACAAACAUUUGAAAAAACGCACCUACAUUUGAAAUAACUAACUUGCACGUGCAAAAGACGCGAUAUGUGAACGGCCCCUAACUCUCCCAGCCGCGAGUCCUGCUACAAAGCACCAGAUGCAGCUAAUAUUAGCAAUAGCAGCGUCACACACUCGAGUACAAAAACAGUUACAGCCUACUAGUUAUAGCCUAAAUGUGGCAAGAAUAAGAGAUAAAAACAUUCUUGAAGUAUUUGCUCUUUUUUUUCUCUCCAUAAAAAAAUAUUGGAAUCGGAAUCAAGAAUCGAUAAGAAGAUUCGAUAAGCAGAAUCGGAAAUCGCUAAAAUUAAAAUGAUACCCAACCCUAUAACUGCGUCUUUGUUCUAUUAAUUGAUCAAGACUUUUCGUUCAAAGCCCCCUUGUUUCUCGUUACCACGCCCCCUGGUUUAUUCCUCGUUAGUGUGAUUGUGUCCACCUGAUGUGCUGUUCCCUUUAUAUAUUGCCUCUUUCCCUCAUGUCAUUGCUGGUUUGUUGUGUUCAUUGUGGGGUUUUCAUGUUACUGCUGUUUUCCUUACUCUAGUCUUAGUCUUGUUAGUGAUCUUUAUUUCAGUCAUAGUUAAGUUACAGCCUUGGUGAAUUCAAGUCUUGUUUUGUUUUGUUAUUUUGAGUCUUGCGAACAUCCUGGCCACAUUUGCCCAUUGGCCUCUGUCCAUCAUGGCCUCCAGCUGGUGUGUGGUGGGCGUUCUGGUGCAAUAUGGCUGCCGUCGCAUCAUCCAGGUGGAUGCUGCACAUUGGUGGUGGUUGAGGAGAUUCCCCCUUCCAUAUGUAAAGCUCUUUGAGUACCCAGAAAAGCGCUAUAUAAAUGUAAGGAAUUAUUAUUAUUAUUAUUAUUAUUAUUAUUA